Molecule: messenger RNA, 1894 nt
Organism: Osmerus eperlanus (European smelt)
Lineage: Eukaryota; Metazoa; Chordata; Actinopteri; Osmeriformes; Osmeridae
Gene: tmem33
Product: transmembrane protein 33
Exons: 8
Coding region: 183-929 (248 amino acids)
Biological process (GO): membrane organization; endoplasmic reticulum tubular network organization
Cellular component (GO): endoplasmic reticulum; membrane
Source: RefSeq, a predicted model, not a curated record
UGCAAGAGGGGGUCAGCUGAUCGCCUUCGUCACUGGCAGUAGCUACCGACGCGUGUCGUUGAGCAAGACAGUAGCUAACACAAGAAAUAAGCAACAGUGUAAGAAACGGAAUCUAUCACCAGUGAAGUGACAACUAGUUUUAACGUCGACAAGUUCCAGGGCAACCAGAGUUUAACGUCAAGAUGGCUGACACGGAGCAAACGACCCCCCCUCCUCAACUAGGACCAGUACAAUAUAUGUUGGCGAACAAGUUGGAGACAGCGAUGUGGCUGUCACGGGUCUUCACAGUGUACUGUUCAAUCAUGUUCAUCCUGCCACUUCUAGGGCCUCAGGCAGCAGCUAACUUCUACCAGCGUGCUCUGCUGGCCAACGCCCUGACCAGCGCCCUGCGGCUGCACCAGAGGCUCCCGCACUUCCAGCUCAGCAGAGCCUUCCUGGCCCAGGCUCUCCAAGAGGACAGCUGUCACUACCUGCUGUACUCCCUCAUCCUGGUCAACUCCUACCCCAUCACCAUGAGCAUAUUCCCUGUUUUCCUCUUCUCCCUGCUCCAUGCAACUACGUAUACAAAGAAGGUUCUAGAUGCGAUGGGUCCCAACAGCCUUGCCUUCGUGAGAAACUUCCUCGACAAGCUCACAGCGAACCAGCAAAACAUCCUCAAGUUCAUCGCCUGCAAUGAGAUAUUCCUAAUGCCAGCCACUGUAUUCAUGCUCCUGAGUGGCCAAGGCAGCUUGCUGCAACCCUUCAUCUACUACCGGUUCCUCACCCUCCGUUACACCUCUAGAAGAAACCCCUACUGUCGCACGUUGUUCACCGAGCUGCGGAUUCUUAUAGAACACCUCAUCAUGAAGCCUGUCUGCCCUGCCUUCUUCAGGAGAAUGUGCCUCAACAGCAUCGGCUUCAUCAGCCGGCUCGCCCCCACGGGGGUGUGAGCUGUGUUUUCACCAUCCGGGGCAGAGGCCAACUGGAGGGACCACCAAACAACAACAACAAAAACCUUUGAAUGUUUCAGGUCCGGUUCGUCCCUACAGCUCUGUACAUACACCAUUGUAGAAGCCCUGCCUGCGAUGGUCUGAACCUUGAUCACAUCGAUAUUAGGCUUUAUGGAACUGCUGGCUGCAGCCACACCCCCCUGCUCGUUGGAAAGUGCACCUGCUGACUUUCAGGAUUGAUCCCCUGAUGGUAAUAAGGUUUUUGUUUGGUCCUGUACUGUUUAUUUAUUCAUGGCAAAUACUUGUUCUCUCACAAAAUGAUCAUAUUAACCUUCUGAGAUUAGGUAGGUGAUGAUACCAGUUGCAGUCAUUGUUUUUUUAUAAUCAUUUUCUGUUUUUCAAAGUGACAUGAAUGAAGGAUGGUUUAUGUGUGUGUGUGUAGUUUCUAUAUCACCAAUUCCAUUUUCUACUUUUUUUGUAUGUGAAAUGCAUUGGCCUCCAUGACUUAUUUUGUCUUAACAUGUUUUACUUGGAAUCUAAAUGUGAUAUAUAGAUAUUAAUACAAUUUAAAAGCGAUGUAGAGAAAGGAACAGGGUCAAAAUUAGGCACUGAAAUUGAAUAUCUGCCAUAGUUGAUCCAAGUCAAGAUGAUAGAAUUGGUUUGAAUCAAUCAGCUUCACCACUUAAGCGCUCCAUAUACAACGCAUGUCACACAGACUUUGGAGAGAAUACACCUAAUAGUUUAAAUGCAAGACCAUAGGUGAAUCCUGAACAUGUUUCCUGAUCAAAUGACUUCAAAUUUCCAUUCAGUGUGACUGAGUUGUGGCUAGUGUAGAUGUGGUUCAUCGCAUGCUCUGUUAUGCCAUGUAGAUGUAUUUAUUAUUUACCUGUAGGAAAACCAUGUUUGUGUAGAUAUGGAAUAAAAUGAUCAAUUACCUGAAAUGAAUAAAAUAUUGUAGAAAAAGA